UCAUCAUCAACUCACUACCUUUUCUUUUGCAAUAGAAUACACACACGGUGGUCUCUCUCCUCCUAAAACCCUAAUUCCCGUCCAUCUCGCGGCUCCUUCUACUGUUCUUACACUGGAAUAGAAUGGCUGCCAACAACGUUGGUCUCCCAGCUGGUGUCUCCAAAGAACAGGCCUAUGGCAUGGCUGCGACCGAGAUGGAAUACAGAGUCGAGUUGUUUAACAGGCUUCUUAAUACAUGUUUCAACAAGUGCAUUGACAAAAGGCACAAGGAUGCUGAGCUAAACAUGGGUGAAAAUAGUUGUGUUGACAGAUGUGUUUCAAAAUACUGGGCGGUGAAUGGUAUCAUUGGCCAGAUGCUUAGUGCUGGUCAACGUCCAAUGUGAAACUCAGACCUACUCGGAUUUGAAAUUUGUUCUACAUGAAUACAUGUUACAUGCGCAGAGGAAGGGGACUAAAAAUCACGUUGUUGUCAUUUUUCUCAUCUCUAAUCUAUGAUGUCAUCUUCAUUUGCUUAAGAAUUAAUUGCAGUUCUUUCUCAGUCGUUUAGCUUUUACUUCAAGUAAGAUUAAUUUUUUGGCCUUGGGUUCUUACUGAUGAGAGUUCAUCUUAUUCCUGUAGUACAAGAUCUGUGUCAUUUACAUGUUAAAUUUGUCGCGUAAUGCUGAGUUAUUAUUGGCAGUUUUUGGUGCAUGAAUUAAAAUUGUGUAAUGAAUAUUAAUUGAACAUUACUCGACUCCUGUUUAAUGUUACAUCUUACAGCAUUUGGUGAAA
Molecule: messenger RNA, 771 nt
Organism: Populus nigra (black poplar)
Lineage: Eukaryota; Viridiplantae; Streptophyta; Magnoliopsida; Malpighiales; Salicaceae
Product: mitochondrial import inner membrane translocase subunit TIM10-like
Exons: 6
Coding region: 123-383 (86 amino acids)
Biological process (GO): protein insertion into mitochondrial inner membrane
Cellular component (GO): mitochondrial inner membrane
Source: RefSeq, a predicted model, not a curated record